AUGGAGAGCGAGAAGCUGACGUAUGGCGACGUGGUGUGUCUGGGAUGCAUGGAUCUGCACGGGUACCUGACGGGGUCAGGCCUCGUGGACGAGCGAGUGCGCUGCGAGAUUCUGGACGAUAACGUGGACGUCCCGCCGUGCCUCGAUAACGCCAAGUUCGAAGUACGCGAAGCGGGAUUGCCGCUGGACUCUGGACGCCGCAGCGCUGUCCGGAUCAAGUACCAGUACUCGCUGUGGAACACCAAGGACGACGCGCACGGCAGUAGCGUCGCCCGCCCGGGCCACAUUCCGCCCAAGGAGGGGGAAGGUGCCAGCAAAGCAGAGCAGGCGUUUAACAAUGCGGAGUUUGUGCGGUCGGUGGGCAGUCCAGUGCUGUACGGGCAGGUGGUGCAGCUGCUGCACGUGUCCAGCCACAAGUUCCUCACUGUCAAGCGCACCCAGUCCGAGCUCGAAAAGUCCCACCUCAAGGUUGUGCUGCAGAAGGGUGGAGACACGGGCUCCUGGUUCUGUGUCACUCCAACGUACAAGAUCAAGAGGGAAGGAGAGCACGUGGCAUUUGGGGAUGCAGCGACCUUCACAAGUGUCAAGUUCAACGGGGCUGGUCUACGAGUCUCGGAGGGGUCAUGCGACACUACAGUCAUGGGCGCACACCCAUACGUUGCAGAUACCAGAGAAGUGAACGCAGGCCCUGAGAUGGCGGGGUGGCGCAUCAUCCCCUUCGCCCUGCACGAAUCUCGCAUCCCCAAUGCACGCCAGCUGCUCAAGGGAGGCGAUGCCGUCAUGCUCAUCCACAGGGCGAGUGAGAUGAAUCUGGUGUGCGAUGAGGGCAAAGUCGUCUUUGAAGCCCGCAAGCAGGAUGGGGGCCCGAGCUCCAACGCGCUGUGGAUGGUUCAGCCCACGAGUGUGGAGUGGGGAGGCCGCCCUCUGCCCUACGAUCAGGGCUUCACGCUGCGCCAUCUGGCAUCGGGGUUGUUCCUGGAGUCCAAGCGCCAGCCACAGAGCGCGCAGGACCUCCGCCUAGACGACUUCAGUGGAGCGCUGACAGUCACAGACCUGUAUCGCAAGCCCAGCACCAUAUGGACCAUCGGAGCUGUCACUCAGGGCUAUGAUAAGUCUGCCGUGCUCUAUCAGUCACUGCUACGCUGCCAGGGCGUGCACGGGUAUGUGUCAGGCGGGUUGGGCGAGUACUCAAUGACAGUGGGGGACUCCUCAAGCCGUGCGCUGCUGGCUCAGCUGGACUCUUUAUACGAGCGCAAGUCAGCGGGCCUCACCCAGUCCUGGGACCAGAAGGAUGCACUGGUCUUUGAGGUCGCCUCACACCAAGCAGUCAAGCUCACAUGCACGCAAGCGCACUCGGCGGCGUGUGUGCGCAACUUCGUAGCAGCGCUAGACAGAGUGGACGACAUCGAGCCCUGCGCGGACGACUACCAGCUCAAGAAAAGCAUCCGUUCCUCUGGCCUCCUGCAAGUUCUUCUCAAAUACGGCCCGGCAGUGUCGGAGCAGUUGGAGCGGUUGAUUCGUGCCCUGGUGGUGUCCGACAUGCCUGAUGUGCUCAACCUCAGAGGCCCUCCCAACCAAGUCUACCAGGUGCUCCAGCGGGAGCAGAAGGUACUAACAGGCGUGAUGACAAUCCUGGAAACCCUCCUCAUACGCAAGGGCCUCCCGCAAAACAGCAUCAUGCACCCGCACCUCUUUGGCGGCUUCGACGUGCGGCGCCUGUGCAAGCUCGUGAACCGCUACCUGCAGGCGGCGUGCCGGCGGUGCCGGGCGAACCAGGACCAGCUGGCGCCGUACAUCCCGCUGCUGGAGCAGCUCGUGGGGAACGAGAUCUACACGUCUGGGACUCUCAUGGCGAUUGUGGCUGAUAAUGAACACAUCAUCUCGUCUGUCACCGUGGAGAAUAUCCGGCAGCGCAUAAUCAACUGUCGCACUUUCCAGCGGCCGCGGGACAUCCGGUUUCUGAACAUCAUCUGCAGCUGCGGGGGGGCGCCCGUGCGCACGAACCAGAACGUGGUGGUGGACAUUCUCAAGGAGAACAGCGACGUGCUCGUCAAGGCGCGCGUGGCGCCCUCUGAGAACGGCGUGGGCGAGGAGACGCUGCUGCUGGAGCGCGACGGGCUCGUGGUGGACUGUGGCGCGCUUGAGAGUCUGGAUAAGCUUGGAGCGCACUCGGACUCUAUUCACCGCUCGCCUCAAGAGGUGCUGUUUCUGUUCUACGUGGUGACGUUGGAGCUGUUCUGCACGCUGUGCAUGCAGCGCAACCGCAAGGCCAUAGACUGGCUGAUAGAGGACAGCGACCUGUACGGGCUGGACUACCACACGCUGCGCAUGGUCGUCUUCAACCCCUCGCUGCCCUUCUUCCUGCGCACCAACUGCUGCCGCCUCCUCACGCACCUCUACAUUGAUCGGGAGCCCUUUGAGGAGCGCUCCUACACGCGCCUUGUGCUCACCUGGCCGGCCAUUGACAGCAGGCAGCCAUUCCCCGAAGAAGAAUCAUCAGAGGAGGACGACGUGUCGCGCGCCAUGGCAGACCCAUUCCUGGCCUUCCCCCACAAGGCGCCCGAGGCAGGCUUCACAGCGCUGAAACACAACAUCCUCGACUUCCUCCCCUCCACCACGCUCGCUCAGACCAACAGCCGGCCCGGCCAGAGCUCUCUCACCUUCGCUGUGCUGCAAACAGCCAGCCUGAUGCUGCGGUUUGGGCUGUUUGGGAGCUUUUCUGGGCUGGGGGAGGAGGGCAUAGCGCCCAUUGUGGACGCGGUGGUUCCGCUGCUGGAUGGGCGGUCAGAGAAGUGGGGCGCGGACGGGGCUGCGGGCGGGGAUGCGCUGCGGUUUAAGAGCGAUCCCGAGUCAAACAUGAAUACUGUCAUGGAGGCGAAGACGGUGAUAUGCUCCAUGCUCAUGUACAUAUUCGACAUGCGCAGCAACUGGUGCAUCACCACAGCCUUCGACGCCUACUCACGCCUGGGCGACCGCACCACCACAGUGCCCUGGGACAUGCCUGCCAGUCUCUCCCGCACCGCACCCGACCCCACCGACGUGCCCUCUCCAGCCAUCGGCGCACCCCCCUCCCCUGCAUCCACGCUCGAUCCCUCCUCCUCCGCCAGCACCCCUGCCUCUCAGGACGUGAACGGCUCGCACUCCGCUCUUGCGCGUGCGUUAGCAGCGGUAGACGGCUCCACGAGCCCUCACGGGGUUGGGGAGAGAGCAGGGGGUGCGGGGGCAGGUGCGGCGGGAGUGGGAGUGGGAGUGGGUGCGUUACCGCCAUCAGGCAGCACGGGGGGGCUGGCUGCAGUGGCGCUAGCAGCCAUGGCAGCCUCAAAAGAGUCAAGCCGCAAGUCUAUGUGGCGUGGCAUGAGGCUCAAACUAGAAGCUAACAACCUGAAGACGCACGGCCGCGCCACCUUCCGCAUGUUCCCGCCCGAUGCAUCGGUGUUUGAGGGCUUGAGCGGGCAGCUGUUCAAGCGCCCGGCGCUGAGUGCCCUGGUGGAGCGGGUGUCGGAGGGCGGGCUGCCGUACAUGCUAGAGGUGCUGCUGGAUCUGACGCGGUACCAGUACGCGCCACUCAAGGCGUAUGCGUUCUCGCUCAUUGACCGGUACAUGACGGAGAAGGCGUCGCUGCUGCGCAAGAUGCUGGAGUGCCACAUCAUUGUGGAUGCUGACAUGAUGCUCGUCUACAAGCAGGUAGCACGGGAUGUGAGUGUGCUGCGCAGCCUGCAGGGCUGGCUGGGCAGCGACGACUCGCGUCUGCGAGUGGAGGUGCGGCGGCGGUGUGUGCGGCUGCUGGGGCGGUUCAAGGCCAUGUGCACUGUGGGGCCGGGGCAGAACGAGGCGCAGGUGCUCAAGCACCAGACCAUCCUGCAGACCGUCGGCGCUCACCUCUGCUCCGUGGACCUACUACGCACACCUUUCCGCAGGGUGGCAUCGCACGAGCCGGGAGUGAUGGACUGCAUGAGCGACAGGGGCCUGCAGGACCUCUUCUCCGCCGCCUACCAGUUCCUCGCCAUGUUCUGUGCGGGCGUGGUGAACGAGGAGCUACAGCUGGAGCUGCACGCGCACAUGGGGGUGUUCCUGCCGCACCGGGGGCUGGCGUCGCUGAACGUGAUGGCGUUCAUGUGCACCAUGCUCAAGGACAACUACGACCUCUGCUCCACCGUCUCGCACGACCACCUCUGGGCCUGCAUCAAGCUCAUCCUGCGCUACGGCAAGCGCGCCACCUGGCUGCAGUUCCUCGAGACGGUGGUGCUGGUGAACGGGAAGCCCAUAGCGCGCAACCAGAUGAUGGUUCUCGACAUGAUCAUCGACUACGAUGACCAGAUCUCCGGCCUGCCGCACUCGCUCACGCACUGGCGCUGGCGCGAGGCGCUCAUGCGCCGCAACGAGCACGUCACAGCGGGGGUAGACAGCCAGCUGCGCUACCACACCGCGUACGUCUCACUUAUUGCCGCGUGCUGCUGGGGGAACAACCCUGCGAACGCGGUGAAAGUGAGCGGGCUGGUGGGACUGGGGGAUAUCAUGGCCACGCUGCUGUGGCUUGCGAGUGAGACUGCUGUGAGCGCGGACGCGGAUUCUGAAGACAUGGAUGACGCGGGGUGGGAUGAGGAGGACCUGAUGGAAGAAGUCGAGGAGGGGGAGGGAGAGGGAGAGGGAGAGGGAGAGGAGGGCCGGGGCGGGGAUGGGGAGGGUGGAGAGGAAUCGUCCGAGGCAUGGAACGCGGAGAUUAGCUCGGAUGGGGAUACACAGGAGGUGGACUCGUGGUCCACGGUCACGUCUGAAACCAGCUCUAUUCGCGGUGUGAAGCGGGCGGGAGGGGGUGGGAACGGCAGCGGGCGCUUGCAGGCAUCGGGGUCGUCCCAGCGGCGCCUGGAUCCCCGCAUGUCCCGCAGCUUCCCUGCUACUCUCAGCCAGCAGGAAGCAGCUGGGGCGGCGCUGCAGGCCAAGGGAAGCCAGAGCUUCAAAGUGAGCCGGCGCGGACAGGGGAUGUUUGACGAGGCGGGGAGAUACGUGUGGGGGGAGGACGAGGAGGAGGACGAUGAGGGGUUGUGUGAGGAGGAGGAUGAGGAGGGGGUAGCGAGGAAUGAGCAGGCACGGGCGAUGUGGAGAAAGACUAACUCCAUGCGCACGUGGCGGGGGGAGGCGAGUGAGUGGGAGUGCCGCGCGAUUCCUCUGGAGUCGGUGCAUGUGGUGAAGGCCGCGUAUGUGCGGCUGCUGCACCAGGCGUAUGUGACAGGGCACAGCGACCGAGCAACAGCGGAGAUCAGGGACGAGGGCAACGGCAUGUGGCCGGACGCACGUGAGUCGGAAGGGGACGGGCGCAGUGCAGUUGUGGGGGUCAGAUUGCCUCGGUCUGGAUCAGCUGGUGGUAGCACGGAGCUGGGUGCCGGUCCGUCGAGUGCGGAGAAGGCGGCGGGGUGGCGGGGGAUGAGUGGGACGGUGGGGAUGCGGGGGCAGCCUGUAUCGCUCAUGGAGGACACAGUCACGGAGUUGCGCCUGGCAGCAGAGGAGAGCUUCGACCACGCAGCACCAGAGGGGUCAGCGCUGCAUUACGUAACCACAGCAGCACUCCCGAUGCUUUCCGCUUACUUCAAGCGCCACUUCACGUCUCGCGCUGCUCUCCCGGACUCCCACCGCCGCGUGUUAGACGAGCUUGUGGCGGGCAUCUGGGAGCUGUGCUCACAGCUGCCGGCCUCCCAGCAGGAGGCGUGUGUGCGGUGCGUGGAGGAGAUGAAGGCGGCGGGCGCGCUCAAGGGCACCAUGUACGACCCGCUGCUGCUGCCCUUCGCCAUGGACCGCCAGAUGUCGCGCCUCAAGUCGUCGGAGCUGGCGCGGAAAGGCGCGGUGUUCAAGAGCAACUGGGGGAACUUCUCGCGCCUGUUCUCGCACACGCUGGAGAUCACAGAUCUGCACACCAUGGAAGGGUCGGGCGCUAGAGACCUCGCGCUCCUGCUCUCGCAGCAGCGCCUGGUGAUGAACUCCGUGCCGCCGUUUCACUACUCCGAUGUGGUGCGGCAGCUCACGCUGCUGCUCUCGGCACCGAAGAUUCCCGAUGAGAUGACGCCAGACCUCAUUGUGCGCUUCCUGCGCGUGUGCAGUGCAAUGAUCUACCUCACAGAAGACACCGACACCAGAUCCGACCUCCCUGCAGGAGUUGCCGCGUCCGCGUCCUCGUCCAACCCUACCUCUGUCUCUGCCACUGCCUCUUCGACCUCCACCACGUGGCUCGUGAGUGACGACCGCAAGCCCUUGGUAGCCAACAUCACGCACUCCCUCGGUGCUGCUGUGGGGGCCGUGCCUGCUGCCACAGCCACUGCCGCGGGCGCUUCUGGUGCGGCCGGCGGGGGGGAGAAGCGGGAAGAGCAGGUGUCACUGGGGCUGCUGGUGCUGCGUCCAGAGGAGAAGGCGCGUGCGAUGAGCAAGUGGGAGAUGUUUGAGGCGUCGCUGCCCGUGCGCUACUCCAAGUCGUCGCUCGACGCUCUCGACCGCGUGCAGUGCAAGUACGCGGAUCUAGGCCUGGCAGAGUGUGCCGUGCGCCUCGUGAGUCACGGCAACCAGUGGGUGCAAGCCGAGGCGGUGAAGCUCGCGAUCGCACUCACAGACGAGGGAAACAGCAAGGUGCAGGAUCUCAUGUACGCUGUUCUGGUGGAGGAUGGGCAGCUGUUCUUCACUGUACAGAAGGUGCUUGCUGCCGCCUCUGCCACCAUCAAGUUUGUACGCAAGGGGCUGGAUAAACAGGAGGCGCGCGCCAGGAAGGAAGCUGCUGGGAAGCGGCAGAUGCAGGAGAUGGCAGGGGAGGGGUUUGGGGAGGACCGGGAGGGGGCUGGGAGUGAGAUCGCGCGUGGCAGCAUGAGCGGGUUUUUCCGCGGGAGGAGUGUGCCGACGACCAUGCCUCGUGCAUCCUCUGCUAUCAGCGCGAGAGGGGGACGAGUGCAGGCGGCCGACUCGUCUGCAUCGUCGGCAUCUGCUGCAUCAGCCGAAGCACCAGCAGCAGCAUCCGCAGCGGCUGGCGCGGAGGGUGGAGCGUUGGUGUUAACUCCCUCUAUGCGCUCGCGGCUUCUCCAUGCAGCAGCUAUGAUGAGACGGGCUGCUGCCACUGAGGCAGCAGGUGGAGAGGGACCCAAAGCGGUGGAGCAGCAGAAGGAAAAGGAGGGUGGAGCAGGAGGAGCGGAAGCGAGCAGCGGGAGGAAGCAAGAGGCGGAGGGAGAGGAGGUGCAUGAGGAGGAGCAGGAGCGGGUGGGAUCGUUACGGGCGUUUGCCAAGUCCAGGUCGUUGCGCAUUCCCCGGGUCACUCUAGCUGACAGCCCCAGCAUUGCUUCAGACGAUGCUCUCACAGCCUCUGCUGCUGCCAGGGCCACACCCACCGGCAGGGGCGGCAGCAAGACACGGCAGCCGGGGCUCCCAAAGGCCAGCUCGAGGGGCAUGAGUGGCAGGAGAGAGAGCGGGGAGGUGGGAUUUGGUGGAGGGUUUGCUGGGGAGUCCGGUGCUGGCGGUGCAGGUGACAGCAAGGGCGGAUCUGGCCUGCGCAUGUUCCGCCGCGCCGUGUCCUCUGUGGUGACUCGUGAGCUGCCGCGCUCCUCCUCGUCCGCCGCGCACUUCCCCAUGCCCCGCACGCGCGCGUCCAUGGACGCGCAUGUCAAGGCGGGGCGGCGCGUGGAGGGCAGUGCGACGCGCGAGGAGGAGGAUGACGAGGAGGAGAGCGAGGGGCGAUUGCGGCAGGAGGAGGAGGACGGGUUCCAGCUGUGGAACGUGGAGGAGUCAGCGAGUCACAAGGACACCACGCUGCACAAGAAGGCGUGGGUGGUGCUGUCGGGGCACGUCACCAACGUGCUGCGCAUGCUGCAGCUUCUCUGUGAGGGGCACAACGCACGCAUGCAGCGCCUGCUGAGAGUCCAAGACGACACCGCAGCAGCGGGUGCCGUUGCUGGUAGUGGCGGCGGUGGCGGGGGCAUGGCGUAUGACUCGGGGCCGUGGGGCGGGGGUAGAGGCGCGGGGGGCAGCGGGGUGGGGAGCAACGGGCGCAGUGUGAACCUGCUGCAGGAGAUCAUAGUGUUCCUGGAGCAUCUGCAGCCGUCGCUGGACAAGAACCUGUCGCAGCACAACCCACUGCUCGCACAGAUCGCACUCCAGGCCCUGAACACACUCCUGGAGGCGAUUCAGGGGCCGUGCUUUGAGAACCAGCUGGCGCUGGUGCGGUCCAACUUCCUCUCCAUCACGCAGCGCAUGAUGGCCAGCCUUACAUACCGCGAUGAACGUGUGCCCGCACCCGAUGAGCUCGGGGAGGGGGGCGAGCAGCCCGUGCGCUUCAGCCCGGAGGUGAUCGCCAAAGUGCUCAGCUACACGGCGCUCGGGGAUAGACCCGCUGGCAGCCUCGACUGCCCCAUGCUUGGUCCGAACGACCUGCGCACGUGGGUGCGCAACGGCAUCCUGUCAGUGUACCUGUCGCUGCUGGAGGAGAUCGGCAGCAACCACGAGAUCCCCAGCAAGAUGGCAGCAGUCAUUGACUUCUCUGCGCUGCUGCAGCGCUGCCGCUACGUGCGCGGCACCAUUCUCAACGAGUUUGACGCCUUCUCCUCCACGGCGGCCCGCAG
Molecule: messenger RNA, 8585 nt
Organism: Closterium sp. Naga37s-1
Lineage: Eukaryota; Viridiplantae; Streptophyta; Zygnematophyceae; Desmidiales; Closteriaceae
Source: the annotation of a GenBank genome assembly